CGUCUUAUAUUGACGUGAAAAAAAAUGGUAUAGUUAUAGAGUUUCUUGCUAAAACUUUGGGUCGCAAUAGGGAUUUUCUAAAAGCUGUGGAAAAGUAUAAUCCGAUUAUAAUUCCGGUUCAUAGUAAUCAAUUAAAAAAUAACAUCGAUGACAUACAAUUUCGAAAAAGAGACAAUAGAAUAAAGCCACUAAUUGCAG
Racocetra fulgida is the source of this 198-nucleotide messenger RNA. The record is from the annotation of a GenBank genome assembly. NCBI's taxonomy places the organism in Eukaryota, Fungi, Glomeromycota, Glomeromycetes, Diversisporales, Gigasporaceae.